CUCCCACUGUGAUAAGGUUUGUGAUCGUAUUUGUUAGCUUUUUGAGUUUCAUGUCACUUAAGCACAUAAUAAUUUUUCUGGUAAAUUCAAGUGAAAUGCAUGUACUCUCCGUCUAGCUGGUGUUCUCAGGAUAAGGUAUAACAGACGUCACGACAUUCAUGAAUUUCUCAUGGCCAGAUCAAAACCCUUUUAGAUCUACAGAUUUAAUUUCGCCUACGUGUUUCCCAGGCAUACUCGUGGAGACCACAAGAAAGAGAUUAGUCCAGCUGACCUCACUUCGGCCUAUCAUAGAUGUAUAUACUGUAAAAUUAAAACUUAAACUCCUUAGACAAGAGGCAUGCUGGGCGAGGAGGGUCGGGAGGGAACAUUCUCAUACACGUGCACUGUAUAACAUUUAACCACCACAAUUACUCAGAUUCCAAUUUAGUACAAAGAGAGACAUACUGUAAUACCUCCUUUGUCAACAGCUGGGUUGUGCUUUCUUGACAAUGCUGUUUAUAUUGCAUUCACAAUGUAUAUGUGUUUUCAAUAGAAUAGACAGAGUUAUAAAAGAAAGGAUCCUUUGUAUGUGUUGUGUAAGGCCACGACUGUGACUAAAAGUUUUGAGGUCCUGCCCGGACUAAACCCGAUAUAAGAAUCUCACCAGUCGCCGUGCCAAGUGAAAUAAACCACCUUACAGAUAAAAAGAGUCUAUUUCAGCCCCUCUAUUGUACAGUGAAUUGCAGGGAUGUUUGUGUUUCACCCCCUCCUCUGUCCUCUUUGUCAAGCCUUGCUUUGAUCCGUGAACAUGGUACUUCCACAACUUUUAUGAAGCCAUUUUGAGCAGAUGACAGCGAUUUGAAUUGGUCUCGGAUUUAUUUUUGAGUAAAUCGGGUUUUUUGUUUUCCGUAUGUGUUGCGACAGAGGAAAAGCAUGAAAAUUCACUCAAAUCAUUUUAUUGAAUCAAUUGUUCCGGCUUGUGUGUUUCAUGGAAUGAGAGAUGACUCGUUUUGAAGAAUGCUGUUUUGUAUGCAGUGAAGGUAUUUAAGCAACCGAGCACUCCUAAGAACUAACCUCAACCAAGAACAUCAGAACUUUUGUGACAUUCUACGUCUGACCAUGGUGGACAAAUUGGCCUCAUUUGGACACGCUCUGCUGCGCCGUCGUGUGCUGGAUUGCUCUGGGGAAGAAACGCGCUUUGCUCGCUGUCUGUCCACUCUUGAUCUCGUGGCAUUGGGUGUUGGAUCCACGCUGGGAGCUGGAGUCUAUGUGCUGGCUGGGGAAGUUGCAAGAGAGAAGGCAGGUCCCGCCAUCGUCUUGUGCUUCCUUGUGGCUGCGCUGUCUUCAAUGCUGGCUGGACUGUGUUAUGCAGAGUUCGGGGCACGAGUACCUAAGACGGGGUCGGCGUACAUGUACAGUUACGUAACGGUGGGAGAAAUCUGGGCUUUCAUCACUGGUUGGAACCUUAUUUUGUCUUAUGUAAUAGGUACAGCUAGCGUGGCACGAGCCUGGAGCUCCACGUUUGAUAAUUUGGUUGAGCAGAAAAUCUCCAGCUUUUUCAAGGCAUCCAUGGCCAUGAAGGUUCCUGGGAAUGUUCUUGCAGAAUAUCCAGACCUGUUUGCUCUCGUCCUCAUUCUGUUACUAACUGGUCUGCUUGCUUUUGGUGUGAGUGAGUCGGCUCUGGUGAACAAGAUCUUCACCGGGAUCAACCUGGUCGUUCUGGGUUUUGUCAUUAUCGCUGGCUUUGUCAAGGGAAACACAGCAAACUGGAACCUCACAUAUCAGGACUUCAUUAAUGAUACUAACAUCACAGAACCACAAAGGGUGGAAAACAUGUUUGGAAGUGGAGGUUUCGCUCCAUUUGGCUUCAGGGGCGUCCUGUCUGGUGCUGCCACCUGUUUCUACGCCUUCGUGGGCUUCGAUUGCAUUGCUACAACGAGUGAGGAAGCCAAAAACCCAAUGCGGUCCAUCCCAGUGGGCAUUGUGGCCUCUCUGCUCAUUUGCUUUUUUGCUUAUUUUGGAGUAUCAGCCGCUCUUACAUUAAUGAUGCCCUACUACAAGCUCAACACCCAGAGUCCCCUGCCAGAGGCGUUCAGUUACGUGGGCUGGGCGCCGGCACGAUAUAUUGUUGCUGUUGGUUCACUCUGUGCGCUUUCAACAAGUUUGUUGGGCUCAAUGUUCCCCAUGCCUCGUGUGAUCUACGCUAUGGCAGAGGAUGGGCUGCUCUUCCGUUCCCUCUCCAGGAUGAACAAGAAGACCAAAACUCCAUUGAUGGCGACUGUUGUGUCUGGAAUAGUAGCAGCUAUUAUGGCCUUUCUCUUUGAUUUGGCUGCUUUGGUUGACCUCAUGUCCAUCGGGACAUUGCUGGCAUAUUCUCUGGUGGCUGUGUGUGUUCUCAUCCUCAGAUAUCAGCCGGGCAUUUUGAACUCUUCCAGUCAGACUGAGAAACUGGUAGAACUGGUUGGUGGGGAGAGGGUGGCUGUUUGUGGAGACAGCGGGGAUGAAUAUGGCAUUGAGCUGGAUGACAAUCCCCACAAAGAGAAGUUCUACCUGAAACUCCUGCUGGUUCCAUCCCAGGACUCACCGACCGAAAUCUCUGGGUCGAUUGUCUAUGCCACAACUGCAGUUAUAUCCCUGCUGAUCACACUGUUGUGCGUGGUGUUGGCUGUGCAACUGGAGGCCAUCAUGAGCGGCGAGAUCGUGUGGGUGAUGGUGUGUGUCAUUCUGGCUGUACUGUGCUUCCCGUGCGUCAUCGUGAUCUGGAGACAGCCCGAGAGCAAAGAAGCUCUCACCUUCAAGGUGCCACUGUUGCCUUGGCUCCCUCUCUUCAGUAUCUUUGUCAACAUCUAUCUGAUGAUGCAGCUGGACUUGGCCACCUGGUGCCGGUUCGCCGUGUGGAUGGGCGUCGGUUUCGCCAUCUACUUCGGCUAUGGCAUCCGGAACAGCAUAGAGGCCGUGAACAGCCACUCACGAAAAUACGAGCCGGCCCUUAAGAACAAGAGCCCUAUUUAUUUAGGUGGAGACAAGAGCGAGGUGGAAGGGAUUUCUCCCUGAUAGCCGCAGAUGGAGGUUUUCCACUCAACGUGUUUCAUAUGAAAAGUCCUUAUUUAUUAAUGUAGAGACUUCCCCAAACAUUUUAAUUCCAAAUGGAAUUUUUAUUCUCUCAAACGUCAACCCUCAGAAAGUGUUGCAGAGUGUUCUGUAGCUUCCGUUACGAGGUCGGUGCGUGUUUUCGUGGCUGCUGCUGUAAUCUUUAGUACUGUAAUGGCCAUUUUUAUCUUAUUGACAAUGAGCUGACUGUAUACAGGGUAUUUGCAGGCCUGCGAAAAUGUGAUUUUUUUUUUGGGUUUUCAUGAUCCAGUUUGUGUGCUAAGGCCUUUCUAGGCUGCUGCAGUCCAAAAUGGUUCCUGUCGAUCACGUGGUCUCCCAUUAUGGGACUACAGCGACCCCUAGUGUUCGGUUUGCAGAAUGCAAAGGCUCAAUCACACCACCAUAAGACAGUAUUUGUUUAAUGGUUACUGUCAGACAAAGGAAUUACAGACUAACUGACAAUGUUCUGAAGAGGGUUUUUUUAAUCUAUUAUGGCUUAGAGCAAAAACUAAAGAAUCCAAAAAUGCUGGUUUUAUCCCAUAUGUGAGUCCUUGAAACUACAUGGAUAGUAUAACUUUCCGUUUUUAUCCAGUCUAUUAUUGACACACUGCUGUCUGCUGUAUAUGGAGAUUCUGGUAUUGGGCAUUUUGGUUAAAUUUUUUUAUAAUAUUUAAAGUGUGUUUGUGAGGUUUGAAUGACAAUGUGCCAGAGAAUGUGUCGUUUUGCAAAAUACUAAAUUAUUUUUUUGGGAAAAUCCGCAUUGAGUUUUUAUAUGGACAUGUAUAGUUUACUUAUUCAUACAGCCUCCUUAAACAUGGUGGAAAAGCUUUGGGGUAUCCUGCUAUUAAAAUAGCAGAUUUAUAGGUCAAACCUAAAUCUUCCCGAAGACUGAAUAUCUAAAGAAACUGGCUUGAAUGGCCUUUCUUUCAUACCUGAAGGUGUAGAUACUUGUUUCAUAGAUUAUUAUUUUUCCAUUUAAACUUUUUCUUGGCUGUAGAGCUCAUGUUACUUCUAUCUAUUUGUUCUUUAUUGUAUAGUCAUUUUAUAUUAUAGUGGACUACUGGUUUACUGUAGCUCUGUUGAAGUUUUGAGUAUCUCGUCUUGUGAUCCCGUCAUAAUGGUUUCUAUGCUUUGUGUUAACUCGUCUGGAUGCUGUUAUUCAGCUCCUUAUCAACCGUUGUGACCGUGCAAAUGACAAUUUUGAUUAUUGUAACAUAUCUGUGUUGAGAGAACCGGAGAGCAGUAGAGCCUGUUUGCAGAUUUGUUUUCAGAUGCAAACUAAAUUGCUAUGUAAUAGAUUGCAAAGUUGUUAAAAACCACUUUUGUUUUUAAUAUGUUAACAUAUUGUUUAAUAAGAAGCAUGUUUUGGUAUAGCUUUAAUAUUUUGUUUUAACAAUCAAAUGAAAUGGUUUUGUUUACAUGUACCAGACAUGUCUGAUUUAGCAUAAAGUGUUUAAAGACAUUGAAUUCGACAAGGUUAUGAUUGGUUUUUAAGUUUUAUAUCUUCUGUAGAACAGUGCCUGUAGAUUAAAAUGUGCCUCAAAGAUGGAUGGUAGAUAUCAACACAUACCAAACCACAUGCCUUUGAGAUACACGUUGUAGUGUUGCAUAUUUGGUUGUUUUUCAGUGUAUAAAAACCUAUUUUGUCUUUUGUAAACUGUAAAUAUUCAUGCCAUGUACAAAGAAAAUAAGCUGUAUUAUAAAAAUUCUGUUGUUCGUU
Messenger RNA from Triplophysa dalaica, 4789 nucleotides. RefSeq names its product solute carrier family 7 member 3a (gene slc7a3a). The transcript has 12 exons. The record is from RefSeq and is a predicted model, not a curated record. NCBI's taxonomy places the organism in Eukaryota, Metazoa, Chordata, Actinopteri, Cypriniformes, Nemacheilidae. Bases 1099 to 3033 code for a protein of 644 amino acids. Gene Ontology annotation, molecular function: amino acid transmembrane transporter activity. Gene Ontology annotation, cellular component: plasma membrane. Gene Ontology annotation, biological process: amino acid transport; transmembrane transport.